Prorocentrum cordatum is the source of this 558-nucleotide messenger RNA. The record is from the annotation of a GenBank genome assembly. NCBI's taxonomy places the organism in Eukaryota, Dinophyceae, Prorocentrales, Prorocentraceae.
AUGAUCACGCUCAAGGUGAAGAGCCUAUACUUCGUUUUGUUGGGGACUCUUGUGAAUGGCCUGGUCGAGUACGUGAUACGUGUCUCCUUAAGCAGACGGGAUGCAGCUGCGUACCGCGGCCUCUUCGGACGCGUCGUCGACGAUCCUUGCAGACAGCUUGCCGACGACCGGAGCAAGAACAUCCGUGCUCACACGUUUGCGUUCGAGACCACGUGCCAGCAGAUCUUCACCGUCAACGGCUGCCUCUUCCUCCUGCUCCUGGACGUCUCCACGAACGGCCGCACGCGGCCCUCGCUCGGCCCGCUGCUGUCCAACGCCAUGGUGCAGAUCGGCGUGGAGAAGCUUGUCGACUUCUCCAUCCUGCUGACUCUGAAGAAGGUGUACGGCUACGACAUCAUGGCGAGGGUCGAGGGCCGCUCGUGGAAGUGGUCGCUGCUGAUCUCCCCGUUCAUGCUGCUCUUCUCGGCGAUGCAGAUGAUGGACCAGCCGGGCCUCUACUGCCGGGCCGGCGCGCCCUCCCCGCACGCGGCCACCUGGGAGCCCUGCCCGUCCCAGUGA